Molecule: messenger RNA, 1130 nt
Organism: Cajanus cajan (pigeon pea)
Lineage: Eukaryota; Viridiplantae; Streptophyta; Magnoliopsida; Fabales; Fabaceae
Source: RefSeq, a predicted model, not a curated record
UAGCCUAAACGCAUUAUUCUUUGGUCCAAUUUUCAUUUUCUUGUUUUGGAAGAGAGGCUUUAGCUAGAGAUAGGUGAGCUAUCAAUUCAUGAAGACAAGUCCAGGGUUGUAUGGCUAGUGUGAGGACAAGCAUUCCCUCCUUGAGCUCCCAUUUCAAGUUUUGUCCUCUUCUCGAUCAAAGUGCUCCACAUAGCUGUACUGAGACUUGCCGUUACUAAUUAUAUAUACUUCCAAAACAAACAGAUGAUCAUCAUCAUCAUCAUCGUGUUAUAAUAAACACACUUGAGCCUUUCUCUUGCGUUGUAGCCAAUUAAAAAGAACCACCGCUCCGUCUUGAUGAUGUGUUGUGCCUUCAUUGGCUCACACACCAACAAUAAUUAAUGAUUUGGUGACUAAGUACUCCCUUCUGCCUGUCCUUCAAAAACAAAGCACCAAAAACUUCUGGUCAAUUCCUCAUGAAUUAUGAUCAUAUUUUCCAUCCCCUCAUCCUAACUACCGCUUACCCCUACCCCUACCCCUACUACCCAUUUUAUAAAUCUACAUGCUAGGGUUAGGGUUAAUAUAUAUAUUCCCCAACUAUAAAUUAAUUGUAUAUACUAUACAGACAUACAGCAGUUUAGCUAUCCCGUUUUCUGUGUUGGUUUUGGAUCCAAUGAAGAACUGAAAGGAAGGAGAGAAGGACUAAUCCCAGACUCAGUGUUGUGGUAGGGAAAUCGAGGGAAUUGGUUAGGGUUUGUGGCGAAGAUGAAAAAGAGGCAAGUGGUGGUGAAAAGAGAAUAUGGGACGUCAUCUUCUGCGGUGGGGAACAUAAGAUACGGUGAGUGCCAGAAGAAUCAUGCAGCGAACACGGGAGGUUACGCUGUGGAUGGUUGCAGGGAAUUCAUGGCCAGCGCCGGAGAAGGAUCGAGUGCGGCGCUCACGUGUGCUGCUUGUGGCUGCCACAGGAACUUCCACAAGAGGGAAGUACUGCACGUGCACGGCGUCAACUGAUGAACAAGUACGUUGUUCUUGUCUCAGACUCCCACUGAGUUCAUUCUUAUUGCUCUCCUUCUAAUUCUGCUCCUUCAUUCGUAUCUACAGUGAGAAACAAAAAUAGAAACACCAAAUAUAUAUAUAUAUAUAUAUAUAUA